GGAGAUGGCAUGGCAGUAUUGUUCUGUUUGGGCUUGAGCCUGCAAGUUUCCUCUUUGGUUGGUGUUAUGAGAGGGCGGAGAGGGAAGAGAUAAUGGGAAGGGUAUUUUUGGUGGAUUUGGGAAGCAAGACACAGUACAGAUGCCGGUUCUGUGAGAGCCCUCUUGCUCUCAAGGACGAUGUCCUCUCUUGGGUAAUCCCUCUUUCUUUUCCAUUAAUUUCAUCAAUUCUUGUCGUGGGAAAUCGUUGAAUUUUGAAUUCAUGUUUAUGGGAUUGUGUAAAGACUCGAACUUGGCCUCUUCUUUACUUGAAAAUCACAAGGCUUCAAUCUAUCGGAUUGAUUUCAAUUUUGUGAUUGUCUUAAAGGGUUUUGGUUGAUACUAAAUGGGUAUUUAGGGUUUUGUAGAAAUUUCUAGUUUGAGGUGGGUAACACAGAGUGCUGAAAAUGAAGAAAAGCUCUUUCCAAAUUAUGGAUGUGAUUGGAGACUGCCUAUGGGAUGUAUAUCCUUCGAACGACAUCCCGAUUCUGAUUGUUUCUACUGUUCUAUAACAAAAUGUUACUGUAAAUUGUAUUGUAUGUAGAGAGCCUUUUUUUUUUUUGGGUUUAAUUUACUUCUGUGCUAGAUGUGAAAGUCGAAAAUUUGCACUUGUGGGGCAUCUGAUAUUUCUUAGAUGUGUGUUUCAGCAUUGCUUUGUUCUGCAAAUAUUAAGUUGAUUGAACUGCGAUUGAUGAAGAAAACAGCUAAGCGAGCUCAAAAUUAGAAAUGAUGAUUUCUGAGAACUCAUCUUGAGUGGAGGUUGUGAAUGCUGUGAGAUUAAAGGUACAAUGAAAUUGACUGCUUUGAAAUUUGAAGUGAGUAAAAUAUGUAAAGCUCAAUACCUCAAAAUUUUAGAUGACUGUAGGAGACUUUUUAUUCUAACCUUAAGAAUUAAGGUCAUACAUGUCAGUUUCCUCUUUGCAUAUAUGUUGGGUCUUUAUGGAUCAUACUCUUUUAAGUUUUAACUUCCUAAGUUAACUUUGUGGUAAUUUAACCAGUAUUUCAAUUGUCGUCAAGGGAGGGCUUUCCUCUUCAAUAAUGUGUAAGUCUCUCUCUCCUCGUUAACACAUUAUAUUAAAAUUUAUGACAUUGA
Rubroshorea leprosula is the source of this 1129-nucleotide messenger RNA. The record is from the annotation of a GenBank genome assembly. Lineage: Eukaryota; Viridiplantae; Streptophyta; Magnoliopsida; Malvales; Dipterocarpaceae.